AUGCUGUCUCUGCAGCAGAUGAAGCUCCAGGGAGUUGCUCUGCAGGAACGUCUGUCGCAGGAUCCCGCAAGCUUUGAAAGCGUAGCUCCUCACGCUCUGACAUUAUCUUCUUACAUGGGGGAUCUCGAAAACACAGUGCAUGGCCUCCUGCGGCGACGAACAAACAGCUGGCUAAACCUGGCUGUUUCUCCCCGGCAGCGUUCCGAUAGCGAGCACAUGAGCGAUGUUAGGUUGGAACAAGAACUUCAACGCUUCAAAGACACAUUGGAAUGGGCGAUGCCAGUGGUCAGAGAAUUCAGCAAUAUGGCCAAGGCCGGAGCCUACCUGGAAAGGCAGUCGAUGGCUGCUCAGAACUCACGCAGCACGAAAAACUGGCAACAGAUGAGAUCUCGACAAUCUAGAGAAGAUUCUAUACCACCCUUUCAUGAGAGGAUAAGGGAACUUGCGACUCGCGUAUAUCAUCCCUCAAAGCCACAUCGCGAUGUCCCGGGCGCCUCCCCCAAGCGACACCUCCGUAUCAAAUCCUCCAGAGUCAUGGGGUCUGCUAUAUGGUUCAUUGAAAACGCCCAAUUUGUUAGUUGGCUAUAUGGCCCGAACUAUACAGUGUUCGAAUGCCAUGGUCCGGAGGGCGUAGGCAAAAGCGUACUUGUAUCAAAAGCAAUCGAUCUCUUUGAGAAGAUUGAAAUCACGCAUGCAUACUUUUACCUGGGGCGUGGCAAGGUGCAGACGGCCAUGGGUGUGACUCACGCGCUACUUGAGCAACUUUGCCUCUUUGCAGGAGAUAUUUCGUUUUCCUCAGGGAUCAAUGGUCUCCGAAGGACCUACUCGACAAAAUCUCAAGCCAGUGAUUGGAGCAUAUCGACUAACCAGUCCAAACGACCGAAAGCUCCGCAGCGACGGCUGUCAGUUUCCCUCGGGAAGGCCAUCGUCCCACCGUCCAUCUCACAGGACUUGGGCGCGGGCACUAUCAGCACUGUUGAGAAAAGCGCCACGACAUGUCUCUACAAAUUGAACUCAGGGCAGCAGCCACCAGACCACCAGCAGGUCCCGGAACAAAGUUCUUUGCAUGUGCAGAGAGAUCCAGCAGUCAACAGGCAGACUCUAUCCGACAACUCAGUAUCACCGAUGGCCCCCCAGAGUUUGAGAGGUCCUGCAGACAUCUCAGAACCAUCUUAUUCGAGCACAGCACAGUCGCCAGUCACUUUAAUGCAGCUCAUUGAUAAGAUGAAUCUUUCCCAGGAUCCACCCGCCAUGACGGCCUUGUUCGACGUGUUGCGCAAAACGCUCGAAAAGUUUGAUGACCAGGUCGUCAUUAUCUUGGACGGAUGGGAUGAGGACAACAUGGUGGAUCCGCCGGCGUUUGCAGACCUCCUGCAGACUUUGCUAAACUUGAAGUGCAAGAUAUUCAUCACGAGUCACUCUACACAGGACUUCCAGGCAGAUGACAUGAUCUUGCGGAUGGACUUGUCUCCAAACUUAGACCACCGAGGCCGAUGGAGUGAUGUUCAGAUGUUUGUUGAAGAUCUACUUCAGAAGGGCCAACAUCACCAGAGCUUCAAGUUAUCUCCGGAUUUCAUUUCCAUUUGCGCAAAGAGGGUAGCAGAUAUGUCAAGCGGAAUGUUCAUCAAAGCGAGAUUAUACACUAUGAUACUGCUACGACAGCAGCACUUGACCCGAGAAAGCCCGCGGAUCUUGGAAGAAUUGCUUGAAAUGCGGCAACCUCUCGCCACCUAUGGGUUGAGGCAAUUCCGCAACGACUCGACGCCGGUGGCUGCUGCAUCUCUGGCGUUGGUGAUGUGGCUACAGCUAUCUGGGAAAUACCCGCUCUCAACGGAAUACGAGGACGCGUUUCAGGCAAUCCUCGACUAUUUCAUGGGACCUUCAGCACAGAAAGUAGAAUACGGGGACGUUUUGGAGAAGGUCGAGCCUUUUGUGACGGUGGACCAUGGUAACAACCUCCUCCACUUUACUUCGCCAGAGGUAGCGACGUUGGUCCAACGCGAAUCCAACGACACAGAACAGAGCAUGAAAAUGCAAGUUGCUAUUGCGAAAGCUUACUUGGACUAUCUGCAACAGAUCGACUUCAAUGUGGGUUGCUGUGAUACCGAAUCAGCGCUCAUGGAAUUGCUCAGAAAAUACAAAUUUGUUGAAACCGCAGCGCGUUGGGGAAGCCAUUGCCGAAGCAUUCUGCAAAGAUCCCCGCAAGAUCAUGCCUUUCAGGAACAUAUCAUGGACUUCCUUCACACACCAAAUUGUAGUUUGGCAAUGCAAAUUUUACUCUACACGAACCUGGAACAUCUGGACCGACGUUUCGAAACUUGGGACUCCUUUGCUGAAUGGAUCACUACCCUACCCAAACUUCACAUCUUGUUACAUCUCGGAUUGGAAGAUUCUGUGGAAACUCUGUUGCAGAGAAACGAGGACCACAUAAAGGAGCGGGACGUUCAUGAGUCAACAGCCCUUCACGAAGCUGCCAAACGAGGUUUUGCGAGUGCAGUGAGGAUUCUCUUGAUACGAGAUCCUGAACUUGCCGCCACCUUGGACAAGUGGGGCAAGUCGCCGCUUUUCUAUGCUUGGAAGAAUCACCAUACAGAUGCGUUUGUGCGGCUCUUCGAAGCCCAGGGGAAUGAUCUCUGGUCUACCGACGGUUUUGUCCCUGGCAACAUCUGCCUCGAUGACAUGGUUAGAGAAUACUGCUUGGUCAAAAGCGGCUUGCCAGCAGAGUCGAACCUCGACGCGACCAGCAUUUCAUUACUCAAGGCAAUACAAAACAGUCAGCCCAAAGUCACAGAAUUAUUAAUGAGAUUCCAAGCGAAUCUAGACAUUGUGUUUCAGGAUACAUCGCUGCUAUAUGCUGCUGUCGAACGGAAGCAAGAUAACAUAGCCGCUCAAUUGGUUGUGGCAGGCGCCAACCCAUCACUCGAAAUCACGGACAGUAACGGGCUCAAAGAUCCAAUCCUGCAUCUGGUUAUAAGAAAGUCACUCAGGAAGACAUUUGUUGUUUUGAUGGAUUCGGGCCGUUUGGAUGUCAACGUCGUCGAUGCGUCUGGAAAGACGGCACUUUUCGCUGCGCUGGAUGGGGACGAUGAGAAAGAGUCAUCUCGACUGGCAAGACGCUUGAUUAGGCAUGGCAUAGACGUCAAUAAAGUUGACGCUGAAGGUUCACAUGUCCUACAUAUUGCGGCAAGAAAGGGAUUUGUUUCCAUCAUCUCAGAUAUCAUUUUCUCAUCUCAACUCACGACAGCACCCAAGGAUGCAAAGGGCUUCACACCAGCGCAUUAUGCAUCCGAAUGUGGUCACUACCAAGGUGCAGUGAUUCUUCUAGCUGCAUAUGGGGAAUGA
Messenger RNA from Ilyonectria robusta, 3342 nucleotides. RefSeq lists its product as uncharacterized. The coding region runs from base 1 to 3342 and encodes 1113 amino acids. NCBI's taxonomy places the organism in Eukaryota, Fungi, Ascomycota, Sordariomycetes, Hypocreales, Nectriaceae. The record is from RefSeq and is a predicted model, not a curated record. The transcript has 4 exons. Gene Ontology annotation, molecular function: protein binding.